This is a messenger RNA of Strongyloides ratti, 1878 nucleotides long. RefSeq names its product Solute carrier family 22 member 15. Gene Ontology annotation, molecular function: transmembrane transporter activity. Lineage: Eukaryota; Metazoa; Nematoda; Chromadorea; Rhabditida; Strongyloididae. The transcript has 2 exons. Bases 1 to 1878 code for a protein of 625 amino acids. Gene Ontology annotation, cellular component: membrane. Gene Ontology annotation, biological process: transmembrane transport. The record is from RefSeq and is a predicted model, not a curated record.
AUGAAUGAUAGUAAAACAGAACUUCGUAGACGAACAUUUAGUACUCAAAAAAAGAAUAAAAAAAAUUUAUAUAGAUAUGAAGAAUUUGAACAAAUAUUAGAAAGAAUAGGUUCAUUUGGAACAUUUCAAAUUUAUGUUUGUUUUAUGAUAUUUUUGUGGCAAAUUGUUUGGGCUGGUAAUUAUACAUUUAUUGAAUUUGUUGGAGCCAUUGAACCAGACUGGAAUUGUACUUUAAAAAAUAAUCAAGGAUAUAUGACAUUUAAAGCUCCUGUUAAAGGAAAUGAUUGUGAUUUACUUAAACAAAAAUGUGAAUCAUUUGUUGCUAUAAAAGAAUCUAAACAAUUUUAUUCAAUUGUUGGAGCAUUUAAAAUGAUUUGUGAUGAUGAUAAUAAACCAGAAUUAAUUCAAAUUAUUCAAUCAGGAUCUAUGCUUGUUGGAGCUAUAAUAGGAGGUCAUAUUGGUGAUCAUAUUGGUAGAAAUACAUUUUUCUUUCUUGGACAAUUAAUUACAAUUAUUUCUUCUACCAUGACAACAGGAGCCCAAAAUUGGUGGUCAUAUUCUAUUACUCAAGGUAUUACAGGAUUUAUAUAUGGAGCAAUUGAAGUAAUGGUUUUGACAACAAUGAUGGAAUUAACAAAUAAUAAAUAUAGAUUAAUACCAAAUUCAUCUUUUCAAUGGCCAUUAGCAUAUCUAUCAAUAUCACUUAUAGCUUAUUUAACAAAAGAUUGGCAAUUAUAUUUUAUAUUUCUUAAUGCUGUUGGUUCUUUAAUUUCUAUUGGAUUUAUAAUGUUUCUUGAAUCUCCAAGGUGGCUUAUAGCAACCAGGCAAUUUGAGGAAGCUGCUGAAGUUUUAAAUGAUAUUGCUCAUUGUAGAUGGAAUGAUGCAGCUAUACAUUUUACAGAAAGUGAUUUAAAAAAUUUACCAUCAGAACCUAAAGAAAAAUAUAGAUUUUAUAAUUUUUUUCAUCUUUUUUCAAAAGUUAAAUUAACACAACAAACAAUACUUCAAAUGUUAUCAAUGUUUACAUAUUCAUUAAUUUCAAUAAAUUUUAAUUAUUCAAUUACAACAUGGGAAAAUGAUGUUAUACCAUUUGUAGCAAUAAAUGGUGGACUUAGAUUUAUUAUACCAAUUAUAAUUAUUUUUUUUGACUUUAAAAUUCCAUCUUUAGGACGUAAGAUACAAUUUAUUACAGCUCUAUUUUUAGAAGGUUUAUGUUUUGGGACAGUAAUUAUUUUAAUGUUAUGUGGAUAUGACUAUACAUUUAAAUGGAUAAAUGUUCUUAUUACAAUUGCCACAUUAAUAAAUGAUAGUGCUUUCUGGAUUAAUAUUGUUCAAAUAUCGACACAGCGUUACCCAACCGUAAUCCGUUGUACAGCAUUUGGUUUUAUUCAAGCUUUUAAACAUACUGGUUACAUUGUUGGAAUAAUUAUUAUGAAACCAUUGAUGGAAGGCAAUCAUCCUAUUUAUGCUUUUAUUAUUCCUGAAGUUCUUAUUAUAAUUACAAUAAUUGGUGGUAUAAUACUUCAACCAGAAGUUAAAGGAAAAAGUUUGAAAGACACUAUGGAUGAAGUUAAUAAAGGAAGACAAGUCACAAGAUUACCAACAGGACUUCUUCAACUUGUUUCACAAUUUAGAGUAGACCAAUUGGCACACAACUAUGAACUUGAGGAAGCUUUUCGAAAUAAACUUUCAAAAACUAAGAAUAAUUUAAAAGAGGACAUACCAAAACCGGAACAAGUUAUAAGAAAAGAAAGAGUAACAACUAAGAAAAAUACUUAUGUUAAUGACGGCUAUCAUUUCACUGACUCAGAUGAAGAAACAUUUAAAGAUGAAGAUUUAGUCACUUCUUUACAUUCCACAAACAUAAACCCCCAUUAG